This is a messenger RNA of Harpegnathos saltator (Jerdon's jumping ant), 2765 nucleotides long. RefSeq names its product transferrin 2 (gene Tsf2). The record is from RefSeq and is a predicted model, not a curated record. Lineage: Eukaryota; Metazoa; Arthropoda; Insecta; Hymenoptera; Formicidae. The transcript has 9 exons. Bases 1 to 2454 code for a protein of 817 amino acids. Gene Ontology annotation, biological process: iron ion transport. Gene Ontology annotation, cellular component: extracellular region; recycling endosome; plasma membrane.
AUGUGGUUAAAGAGCUAUGCAAUAUUAGUGUCACUGUGCAUUUUCAUGUUACAUCAAAUAAAUGGGGAAUAUUACAACAAUACAAUUGUAUGGUGUACAGUCUCCGAAGCUGAACAGAACAAAUGUGAAGCAUUCUCUAAAGCAGUUGAACGUGAAAAGUCAUUUUUCAACUAUGACUACAUGAUUGUUCAAUGCAAGCAAGCAUUUAACAAGGAUGAAUGUAUGACUAUGUUGGACUAUGAAAAUGCACAUAUAACAACAUUGGAUGCUGGAGAGGUCUUCACAGGAGGGCGAUAUCACAGUCUUAUACCCAUAAUGCAAGAGACAUACGAAAAUGGUGUAAAACACCAAUAUGCCGUCGCAGUAAUUAAAGAUGGUUCUUUGCCUGAUGUACAGUAUUUACAUGACUUAAGAGGCAAGAAAGCCUGCUUUGCUGGUGUUGGCACAUUGGCAGGCUGGGUCAUCCCUAUCAAUACUCUUAUGAAACAUGGAGGAAUGGAAGUGAUCGAUUGUAACAAUCAUGUAAAGUCUACAAUUAAUUAUUUUGGGCCUAGCUGUGCAGUGAAUUCAUUAGUUGACAAAUAUAAUCCACUUGGUGAUAACUCUGACCAGUUAUGCAAAUUAUGUAUUGGGAAGGUACCAGGUGAAAAGUGCACUAGCCAAGAUCCUUAUGCAGGUUAUGGAGGAGCUUUUCAUUGUUUGGUUGAAGCAGGUGAAAUUGGCUUCAUGGUGCAUACCACCGUGGAAGAAAUGACAUCAACCAGAUUUGAUUUUGUUGAUGUGAAGAAAGAACAGUUUAAAUUACUGUGUAAGGAUGGCACCCGUCGGUCUGUGGAUGAAUACAAAAUCUGUAAUUGGGGCACCGUGCCGUCCCGUGCGGUGGUCACGUCUUCCGCAACUAAAUUUGAGAUUCGUCGUCAGUACCAAAAAUUUCUGAAGAGGGCAGUUCAGGUGCUGCACAGGAAUAACAUGUCGAAUUAUCCUGAUAAUCGUUUAGACAAUCAAAGGGACUAUGAGAAUCGCUCGGGUUACAAAUUUGGCGACAAUAACUACAAGAACGGGGGUUUCGACUACCCCAACGAGUACAACACUGACAGCAGAAAUCGUAAUUACAGUACAGAUUACACAUCCACCGAGCAACCAGAUGUACAGCCGAUAGAAGUGUUCAAUUUAUUUGAAUCGACCAAAUAUGGGCGUUAUCAUAACCUAAUCUUUUCCGAUUCUGCUCUCAAUUUCGAACAGAUGUCUGAGAAAGAUCAAACAUACACAAGUUACUUAGGACGGUCUCUGGAUCACAUACUAGGAGUACGCCGCUGCUCCGUAAAUCGAAUGACAAUGUGCGUUACGUCUGAUCCAGAAAUGGACAAAUGCAUAAAGAUGAAGAUAGCUUUGAAAGCUCAGUUGCUGAAACCAGAAUUACUUUGUCAUCGAGGCCACAGUCAAAUAAACUGCAUGCAGUCUAUACAAAACGGAAUCGCGGAUGUAGCUAUGUUGGAUGCCAGCGACGUCUACACCGCCGGACUGCGCUUCGAGUUGAUCCCGUUCAUAUCCGAGGUUUACAAUCUCGAUACACCGGAUUAUUAUGUCGUCGCCGUAGCCAAGGAGGAAGACGACAAUACAGAUCUGACUUAUCUUAAGAACAAGUACACCUGUCACACCGGUAUCAACAUGGCUGCUGGCUGGGUUUAUCCGCUAGCCUAUCUUAUUUCUAAUCAAUGGAUAAGAGGAUACGGUUGCGAUUCCGUACGCGCUGCCGCCGAAUAUUUUUCCAAAUCCUGUGUUCCAGGCGCACUCAGUACUGAGUACAACACAGGAGUGCCUUACGAUAACAUGUGCGAUCUGUGUCACGGAGCGAGCUAUAGAUACUGCCGCAGAGAUGCUUCCGAGGAUUAUUUCGGCUACUCUGGUGCCUUCAGAUGCUUAGUAGAGGGAGGCGGGGACGUGGCUUUCGUGAAGCACACGACGGUCGCAGAGAACACGGACGGCAAGCGUAAAGAGACCUGGGCGCGCAAUACCUUCACGAAAGACUUCGAGUUGCUCUGUCCGGACGGUACGCGCCGUCCGACUGCGAGUUACGCGAGCUGCAACCUCGGCAAGGUCGCCGCCAACGCCAUAGUCACGCGUGGUGGUUAUUACGGCUAUAACGAGACGCAAAUCAACGCGUAUAUUAAUCUCUUUAUAUACGCGCAACAGUUUUACGGCAGGAAGGAGCAGGACGAGUUCAGUUUCAGUAUGUACUACAGCAUGCCGCCAUAUAGUGACCUUAUUUUCCAAGAUGCCACCCAGCAGCUGGUGAUCGUGCCACCGGAGAAACGACAGUACAGUGCAUAUCUCGGUCCGGACUUCAUGAGGGCCCGAAGAAUCGUGGAUUGUAACGCGGGCGCGUCGGCGAUCAGUUACUCGUUGUUCGUCACGAUAGUUAUGAUCGCAUUUACUUUCGUAUAUGGUAGAUAAGUAUCAACGUUACCAGCAGCUCUCUGCUUCUACGCGAAUACUCGAUUCGUGUUCUCGUCAACGUUUUCCAAUAGAUAUUUUUUUUAUUUUUAGUUUAAAUAUGCAUAGAAAUUAAUCUAAACUUCAAUAUAGAUUCAAUUCUCAAUUUUUGUAUAAAAAAUUUCCAUAUUACAUUUAUAUAACAUACUGAAUUUACAUUAAAGAUUAAUCAAAAUAUUUAUAAUAAAGUGAUUUUAAAAAGGGAGUAUUCUCGUGGUAAUGACUCGAGGCUCAAUAUCAUUGCGACAUAAGUUAUUGUUGAUUUCAUUGUG